Molecule: messenger RNA, 3396 nt
Organism: Anopheles funestus (African malaria mosquito)
Lineage: Eukaryota; Metazoa; Arthropoda; Insecta; Diptera; Culicidae
Gene: Ars2
Product: serrate RNA effector molecule homolog
Exons: 9
Coding region: 280-3195 (971 amino acids)
Biological process (GO): mRNA processing; primary miRNA processing
Cellular component (GO): nuclear body
Molecular function (GO): nucleic acid binding
Source: RefSeq, a predicted model, not a curated record
UACAAUUGCAAAGUAGUGCUUACCACACGAAGUUAAAACGUUCUCUAUCAGGGUUUCGUUUGUUCACUGCAUAAGAGAAAUAAUGGCCAUAUUUAGGGACGCUGGUGUUUGACAUACUUUCGGAGUGAAGCGAUCGCAGGGAAGAGAUGUGCUUAAACAAGGCUUGUGGCAUGUUUACGUUUGUUUAUUAAGCUUUUCAACAAUCGCGUUUCAGCAUUUUCUACCGAUACAGUUCUACAAGCGGCAAGUUUGGCGUAAAAGCUCAAUCAAAUCAACAAAAUGGGUGACUCAGAUGACGAGUAUGACCGGAAACGUCGUGAUAAGUUCCGCGGAGAGCGCAGCGCUGGAGGUGGCGGAGAUAGCUAUGGACGCGGAGCAGACCGACCAGAUCGUUCAAGGGGAAGAGAUGAUUGGCCGGAUCGGGUACGACCUCGACAGGAUUAUCGGGACUAUAGGCCACCACCUCGGGAUCGCGGGUAUUCACCAGCUCGAGAAGGACCUACGGUGAAGCGUAUGCGCGGCGAUGCCUGGAGUGACGAAGGUCGACACAGAUUCGGAGGUCAUGAUGGUUACGGCAUGUAUGGAUAUUCACAUGACCAUUUCGGGAUGCAUCCAUCAGUUGGACCUUACGGACAUCAACAAGCAACCCAUCAAAGAGAACCGGCAUCGUCGGGAGAUUUGCAAACACAACCCUGCAUGAUGACGUUGAAACAGUUUCUUGCCACGCAGGAUGAUUCGAUAUCAGAUUCCGACGCAAUUACGAAGUAUAAUGAGUACAAACUCGAAUUUAGGCGCCAACAGAUGAAUGAGUUUUUCGUGGCACACAAGGACGAAGAAUGGUUCAAAAUCAAAUACCAUCCCGAAGAAUCACAAAAACGAAAAGAAGAACAGCUAUCUUUCCUAAAGCAUCGGUGUGAAGUAUUUUUAGAUUUACUAAACUCUAAAGAUAUCGCAAAAGUGUCUGUCGAUGCUUGCAAUAGCGAUGCAUUACUCCGCUUGCUGGAUACUGUUGUCAUCAAAUUAGAAGGCGGAACAGAGGAGGAUUUAAAAGUACUGGAUGAAAAACCUCCGACAGUUGAACCGGCUACCACCAAGCCGGUGGUAGGUUUACAAAACACCGAUAAAGCAAAAACCGAAACGAAGGUUGAUUUAUCGACAAAAGAGACGGUCGUUAAGAAGGAAGAGGAUGGUACAACAUUGGACGGUAUCACUGAAGAGCAGGCUGGCGACGAAAUGAAAAGAAAUGGCAAAUCGAAUAACAACGAGGAUCGAUCUAAUUUCGCGGAUGACGAUAACGAUGAUGAGAAACCUGGCAAGGAAAGUUCAAAUGAGCAUAAGAUAAUGGAACGAGAAGUUGAAGACGGGGAAGGUGAAGAAUUGCAUCACAAAAAUGAAUCUGAAGACAGCAGAAAGAAACGAAAUCGUUCCGAUUCUGGUUCAAGUUCAUCGUCGUCGUCUUCCUCGUCAUCCAGUGAUUCGGAAGACGAAAAGGAUGAGCAUCUUACCAAGGAGGAUAAGGAUGAUGAAGAAAAUUCGAAACUUCAGGAAGAAGCAAAAAACUCACACUCAACGGAGAACGAUGAUGUCGUCAGUGAAGGUAAGGAAGCAGAUGGAGAAAAGUCUGAACGUUCUGCCGAAGAUGUAAACAUGGAGGCAGAUAACGAGGACAGCUCAAGCAAGGUUAAAGAGCGUUCGGAAUCAGAGGAAACUUCCAAAGACCAUGACGUGACUGAAGUUGCCGACGAGGAGAAGAAGACGGAUGAUGAAAAGAUGCAAAAAGACAACGAGAGUGACAAUCAGCAGAAAGCCGAAACAAUAGAUUUGGUUAAAGACACUGCCGCUGAUGGUGGAUCGCGAGCGCUGCAUCGUACGAGUUCAAUUUUUCUGCGAAAUUUAGCACCAUCCAUCACGAAGGCCGAGGUAGAGGCUAUGUGCCGCCGAUACAAUGGAUUCCUUCGUGUAGCUAUCGCAGAUCCCUUGCUGGAAAGACGUUGGUUCCGACGCGGUUGGGUUACUUUCAAGCGGGAAGUAAACAUAAAGGAAAUCUGUUGGAAUUUGAACAACAUACGUCUGAGAGACUGCGAGCUUGGUGCGAUAGUGAACAAGGAUUUAAGCCGCCGAGUACGGCCAGUAAAUGGGAUAACCUGCCACAAAACGGUUGUCCGCAGCGAUAUAAAACUGGGCGCCAAGAUAGCCCACAACUUAGACGACAAGUGGGGAUUAUGGAAAGAAAAUCCAUCCGCUACGGGAGAGAAUGCAGCCAAUAAUGGAGCUGGUAAUCCGCCGGUAGAAACGUUCGGGUUGCAAUCAAAAAAUCCGGUAUUGCAAAACAUUACCGACUAUUUGAUAGAAGAGGCGUCUGCCGAAGAGGAAGAGCUGCUAGGCUUAUCGGAAGACAGCAAGAAGAUUUCGGAGGGCGAGUUGAUUGAGCGCGAUCCUCAGUUGAUUGAAGUGCUUGAUAGGUUAAUCCUUUACCUACGCGUUGUCCAUUCGGUUGACUUCUACAAUCACUGUGAAUAUCCGUACGAAGACGAAAUGCCCAACCGAUGCGGCAUUAUACACGCUCGUGGACCACCGUCACAAAGCAAAGUGACAUGCAACGAAAUUCAGGAAUACAUUCGCACAUUCGAAGGCAAAAUGGCUUCAUUCCUGACCAGAUUGGUCGACUUAGAUGAAGCCGAAAUGAAGAAGCUCGGUGCAAAGGAUGCCGAAGCGGAGGUGGAAAAAUUCAUCACGGCCAACACUCAGGAGCUGGCGAAGGAUAAGUGGUUGUGUCCGUUGUCGGGCAAAAAAUUCAAAGGGCCCGAUUUUGUGCGAAAGCAUAUUUUUAACAAGCAUGCCGAAAAGGUGGAAGAAGUGCGCAAGGAAGUCGAGUACUUCAAUAACUAUCUCAAAGACGCAAAACGACCUCAGCUACCGGAGCAUCCAGGUAAUACGAAAAAAUCAGGAUCGGAGAGCACAACAUCCGUCGCUCCGUCUAGCGCUCCUGGAUCGGGCUAUCGCAGCCAACCAUUCGGAAUGUCUCACAGCUAUGCACCCAUGUAUGCUGCUUACGCUGCCCCAAUGAUGGCCCCAAAUCCCCGUGGACGUGCAGGGUUUGGUCGAGGAGGAAGAGACACGGCGGUGGACCCACGACGACCGAUCAUAGCCUAUAGCGACUUAGAUAUGCCGAAUUUUAAUGAUAGUUUUUUCUAGGUAUGAUUCAAGUACCAUUUUCUAAGCAGAAUGCAAGAUUGAACCGGAUCUACAAAAAAUUUUGAAGCAUCCCUGUUAUCCAUGGUCUGAGCUUCAAACAUUUCUACUAUUCAAACAUUCUCAAUUUUCUUUCGGUUGUUCAUGUAUCCUUACAAAAAUAAUUGAAAAAGGACAAAUAAAAUGAUUCAACUGGGUCAGUAA